This is a messenger RNA of Tremella mesenterica DSM 1558, 2676 nucleotides long. RefSeq lists its product as uncharacterized. NCBI's taxonomy places the organism in Eukaryota, Fungi, Basidiomycota, Tremellomycetes, Tremellales, Tremellaceae. The record is from RefSeq and is a predicted model, not a curated record. Gene Ontology annotation, molecular function: zinc ion binding; nucleic acid binding. Bases 1 to 2676 code for a protein of 891 amino acids. The transcript is spliced from 8 exons.
AUGGCCCCUCCUACUCCCACCUCUAACCCUUUCGCCGCCAUGAGGAACUUUGGUGGUAUGGUGUCGUCUGCUCUUUCCUUCGGCGACAGAUCUCGCCAAGUCUCCUCCCUCGGCCUCGGCACCCUCUCUUUGGGGGAGCCGUCUGGCGAUGUCCCGCCUCCUCGCUCCGCUUCUCCUCCCGCCGGUCCUCCCGCUGGUUCUCCCUCUGCUUCUCCUCCUCCUGGUUCUCGCUCUGCUUCCCCUCCUGCCGCCAGCCCUCGCCGCAGGACGCCCGCCUUUCGUCCUGACUUCGAAGGAAAAGGGGGUGAUUAUAGUGAUGAGGAUGAUAGAAUCGUGUCGGAGGGUGAAACCGAGUUAGAGGAACACUCGGAUGAUGAUAUGGUGGCGGUUAGUGUAGAGGACAACAACGUAGAUAGUCCUGAGCCCGCUCCUGCCCCUCCCCCUGCUCAAAUUGUGGGCCAGAAACGACGCCGUUCCCUCUCCUCUUCUUCUUCUUCCUCUUCUUCUUCUUCCUCUUCUUCUUCCUCUUCCGGGGUUCUCCCCCCCCCCAACGCCAUCGCCGCUGCCGCCGCUGCUGCCGCCGCCCGCCCUGCCGCCGCCAUCGCUCCUGCUGCCGCCGCCGGUCCUGCUGCCGCCGCCCCCGUCGCUGCUCCCCCCCCUUCUCCCAGAGGGGAGCCUUCGCCCAAACGGGUGAAGAGAUCACUGCGGGAAGAAGAGUACUUGUGGGAGAAGAUGAAGUCCGAGCCUGGUCGUUGGAUCGCGGUUGGUGUUGACGAAGCGUGUGAUCGUUGCCGACGUGAGAUUAUCACGUAUAAUCGUCCAAACUGGCCCUGCCUCAAGGCAGUCAGGCCACACAACAAGGCCCUCCGUUGUGCUUCAUGCACGUCUGGCCCCUGCUCCUUCUGUCCCGUUUCCUCUGCCCGGGACAUCCCGCCCCGUCCCUUCGACGCUUCUCCUCUCCCCCCUCCCCAGACUCCAGCGUCUGUCCCCCGUUCGCGGGUACCGCCUUCGUCUCUCCGGUCGGUUCGCCGUACUUCGCCGGACCUCCGCCCGUCGCCUCCGUCGCCGUCGCCCUUCGCUCCUGUGGCCGGCCCAUCACGUCUCCCGGCUGUUCCUCCUUCGUCUUCUCGCCGUCCUUCGGCCUCUGCUCCUUCGGCCUCCCGUCCUUCGGCGCCACGUCCGUCCUCUCCAGUGGUAGCUUCUCCUCCGGCUCACAGCACCCGAAGUCGGCGUCCUUCUGUUCCUCCGGCCACUUCGGCGGCCCCUCCCGUCACCCCUCCCUCUGCUUCCCAGAAGACACCGAAGUCUUCUUUAAAGAAAUCAAAAGGGAAAUCUAAAGAGAAGGAGGUUGCCUUCAAUGAUGGUGAUGUGGAAGGUGAAGAUACUCAGCGUGCUGGUCCCUCUGCUCCCCGGUUGUCCCUCGUCCACCCUCGUAUCUCCCUGGACAUCCGUAUUCCUGAGGACGAAAAGGAAUUCGCCACUUAUCGUUCUCUCGUCCUCGGUCUCACUACUCAGCUCGAGGCCGCCCGAAAUGAUACAUCUCUCCUGCUUGACUUCUCUUCUCGUCAAGCUAACGCUUUAAACAAUCUCACUGCGGCGUUAGUAGAUGUAGUCAACACUGAGGCUCUGGACGACGAAGCAAGGACAAGUACGGCGAAGUUAGACGGAGUUAGGCUAAGUAGGGACAAUGGGAGCAGAAGUGCGGCGAUGUUAGGCGGAGUUAGUCUAAGUAGGGACAAUGGGAGCAGAAGUACGGCGAAGUUAGACGGAGUUAGGCUAAGUAGGGACAAUGGGAGCAGAAGUGCGGCGAUGUUAGGCGGAGUUAGUCUAAGUAGGGACAAUGGGAGCAGAAGUACGGCGAAGUUAGACGGAGUUAGGCUAAGUAGGGACAAUGGGAGCAGAAGUGCGGCGAUGUUAGGCGGAGUUAGUCGAAGGAGGAAGAGGAUGGCCGAGGGCUCGGGGAAGUUGGACGAAGACCUUGGAGUGGAGGAUAGUGUGGGGGGAUCAAUUCAAGGAGAUGAGUUCGUUCCACCGGUGCCUUCUAACCCUCCUUCUCCUCCGUCUAAUGCUCUCCCACCUGCGGGAUCCCCACUUGGAUCAGACCAAACCCCACGCCCAAGAGAGAACACUGGAAGUACGGCGAACUUGGGAGAAGAAGGAACACAAGGGGUGGUGUUGGCCUUGAUGCAGAUGGUGGCGAAUAUGAACAAAGACAUGAUGGAGGAGAGAAGGCGUAGGGAGGAAUGGGAACAGAGAAGAGAAAGGGAUACAAGGACGGAGAAGAAAGAAGAGAAGAAAUGGGAAAAGGGGCAACCUUCGGCGCAGGGUGGUGCCCAGGCGGCUAUGAUGUCGACGGUGGUAAAGAGUACACCGCCAAACAUCGACGAAGUUCGCCGAAGAUGGCCUAGGCCGAGCUCCGAUCUGAGGGAGACAAGGAGGAAGGAGGGGAAGUGUACCGAGUGUGGUGAAGCAGGACAUUGGCUGAAGGAAUGCCCUGUGAGGGAGGCUAAGGUUAAGGUUGGACUGUUGCCUCCAUGGGGGGGGAAGUUCGGAGAACGUGGUGGAGGAUCGGGAGGGAACGCAGUACCUCUCGGACAGAGGAGGAACUUGAAUGCGGUUGGAGGAGAAGUAGAUUUGGAAGAGGACCAGGGAAAAGAAGAGGACCUGUCGCAGUAG